This is a messenger RNA of Entrophospora candida, 887 nucleotides long. The record is from the annotation of a GenBank genome assembly. NCBI's taxonomy places the organism in Eukaryota, Fungi, Glomeromycota, Glomeromycetes, Entrophosporales, Entrophosporaceae.
AUGAAUGCAAGCACUGUCAACAAUAACAAUAAUGGCGAUUCACAAAACUCUUUUAAUGGAAAAGAAAAAAGGUUUUCAAGAAUUAACCCUCGUAUAAAACUUUUUAAACCCAACCAAUUUGGCUACAGUAGUAUAAUCAGGAACCCACAUGCGAAACUCAAUCAAUCAUCAGAGAAAAAUAAAACACACAAAGAUGUUGAUUUAGAUACAAGGUCAAGUAAUCAACUCAAACAUGGUUUGUCUGUUGAUGAGCUUGAGCCUGUACAAUCUUAUAAAAGACGGCAAUUUACUGUUCCCAAUAGCCAGUUUAGAACAACUGAUUCACGGACCAUUUCAAGAUCAACAAUAUUCACCAAUCCAUAUUCCAGAGAGCUUAGACACGCGGUAAAAAAUAUUGAAGAAAUGCAAACGUUUGAAAAUUCUUUAUUGUCCAUUGAUAUUGAUGGAUGUUUAAAAGAAAAUUAUCAUGACAUAACUACAUCACAGACUAAGAAUGAUACAAUGUUAGGGUCAACAAAUAACACAAAUAACACAAAUAACACAAUUUCAUCAGAUUUGAUUUUAACAUUUAUGGCUUUAGAUGAUAUAUCAAAAAUAGAAAGUGAAUCAUUUAUCAAGAAGAAAAAUGUUGAAACCAACAUUGUAAAUGAUAAUAAUGGAGGGAAUAUUGAUGCUGUCAGUAGUGAUGGUAGUAACAGUCAUAAUGAUGUCGAAAGAAUCGAAGUUGGAUAUGAUGACUUAUCAGGAAUUGCACAAAUUAUGAACAACAACUUUGCUUCUACGCAAAGCAUUCAAACAUCAUCAGAUAUUCAAAAUCAAAUGGAAGUACUAUUAAAUCGUGGUAUUUUUCAAAGUUUUGAAUCUAAUGAUGAUAUUGAUAAUUCACA